Molecule: messenger RNA, 873 nt
Organism: Penicillium nucicola
Lineage: Eukaryota; Fungi; Ascomycota; Eurotiomycetes; Eurotiales; Aspergillaceae
Exons: 2
Coding region: 1-873 (290 amino acids)
Biological process (GO): transmembrane transport
Cellular component (GO): fungal-type vacuole membrane; plasma membrane
Molecular function (GO): transmembrane transporter activity
Source: RefSeq, a predicted model, not a curated record
AUGGUGAUUUGCGUUAUCCUGGGCUCAGCAGGACCUCACUUUGACUUUAAUAUCCAAACAGCCUCACCGGAGUCUCUCAACGCCAAGCGCAUCACCUUCUUCUCUAUAGUCCUGUCUCUCGGUCUUGCGUGGGCUCCCCUCGCUGCAGACUACUAUGUCUACUACCCACCCCAGAUGAAGCGCUGGCGAACAUUCCUCAUGACGGUUCUCGGCGCCGCGCAGGCCAUGUCCAUCACUCUCCUCGUCGGCAUCGGACUGGGCACCGCGGUUGCCAGCUCCACAUACUAUUCCAGCAAAUACGGCACAGGCCCCGGAGGCCUGCUGAUGACAGCCUAUGACAGCCUGGGCGGGUUUGGCAAGGUCUGCGCUGUGAUCAAUGUCCUUGCCUUGGUUGCAAACAAUACCCCUGGGGCGUACUCGAUGGGCAUCAACUUGCAAAUGCUGGGUGGAUUUCUCGGCAGGGUCCCAAGACCUCUUUCUACGACUCUUGCGACUAUUGUCUAUGCUGCGUGUGCAAUGGGGGGCCGUAACUCUCUUUACAGUGUUUUCAAAUCUUUCUUGCCUCUUAUUGGAUACUGGACUGUCAUCUACGUGAUGGUUGUCGUUCUGGAGGAUGCUAUUUUCCGUCGGCGAAAUGGAUAUGAUUGGUCUGCGUGGAACACGCGCUCUCAGUUGCCGAUGGGUCUUGCGGCAAGUUUUUCUUUCUUUGUUGGGUGGGCUGGUGCGAUUGUUGGUAUGUCUCAAGCAUAUUAUACAGGCCCGAUCGCGCGCCUCGCCGAUGGGGCUGAUUUGGGUCUUUGGCUGGCUGCGGGCUUUACUCUAGUGGCCUUCCCUGCGUUGCGGGUAUUGGAGCUGCGGUAUAUCGGUCGCUAA